AUGACUCGAUCGGAAGGAGGCGGGCGCACGCAGCACUUCUCGCACAUCUUUGCGCGUCUGCAGGAGCUGCAGAACUAUGGCUGGGACACGGACAUUGAGCCCUUCCACUCAUCGUAUGAUAACUGGCAUUUCUUCGGUUACGAGAAGCAAGCGCCCCGGCAGGAUCGCCCUCAGUCAAGAGGAAGGAGCGCCGUAACCUCCCCCACCUCAUUCAAGCUGUCGCAUUCGCCUGACUCCCUGACCCGAAGCCGCCCAACCAUAACACGCACUCACCGCAGUUCGGGCUCCGAUGCAAGCGCCUCUACCGUACAAACACAUCGCACCAACACCACCGCCAAAGGUGUGGCGAGAGAAGGCCGGACCGUCGUAUGCCGUGUCUCGCAGCAGACUCUGCGGCUCGAACGCGAGUUCCAGCUCGCCAAACUCGUCGUCAAGGAGUCGGAUCCAGAGUGCAAGCACUUUGUUCGGCCCAUAGAGUUUGUGAGGCUAUCGACCAAAGCCGGCGAGGAGCAUCUUGUCGCCAGCAUAUUCGAAGCCCCGGGGCCUAACUACCUCAACGACUUGGUCAACUUCGGCCCUAAUUUCUGGAAGGUUGGCAGUCAUGGACAGAGCGGGCAAUCAGAUGCUUCAUUGCCCAACCGUGGAAUACCUCUCCUCACCUUCCUCGACUUUGCCGUCGGAUCAGUCGAGUGUCUGGAAAUAUUGCACCACGGUCACGAAAUUGUCCAUGGAGAAAUUCGGGGCGAUGCCUUCCAUUUCGCUGAGAACGGGACGGUCAAAAUGAUCAAUUUUGGAUCGGGCGCACGAUCUUUCGAGAACGGACUGACAAGCGCUGGUUGGAGUACCCUGUCAAAAGAGACUGGCAUCGAAUUGAAGUUGGCUUUUAUAUCCCCUGAACAGACUGGUAGAAUGCCCGCUGAACCCGACACAAGAACCGACAUCUACAGUCUUGGCAUUCUCUUCUACACGAUGCUCUGCGGGCAGACGCCAUUCGAAGGCGCUACGGCUCUCGAUGUCAUGCAGAACGUCAUCAGCAAGCGAAUUCCUCCAAUUUCUUCCAGACGACUAGACAUCCCAGAGGCUCUGUCAGAGAUCAUCCAACGUAUGACGCAGCGCAAUAUUGAGGAGAGAUACCACUCUACUUCAGGCUUGAAAUUCGAUCUCUUUCGUAUCCGCGAGCUUCUUUACGAUGGAGAUGUAGAAGGAUUGAAGGCCUUCCAUGUAGGCACCAAGGACAUCAGUUGCUUCUUCAACUUGCCCCUCAAACUAAUCGGGCGUGAGAAAGAACGCAAGACCAUAGUGGACGUGAUCGAGCGCGUAGCGAGGCAUCGUCGGAGUAACGUCAAAGCGUUGCAGAGCCUGAGCUCAGGUUCCUCCUUUUCGGAUCGACGAGGAGACCUGCAAUUUGACGACAUCAUUUCCGAAAGCACUAGCUCCAGAGGCUCCGACAGCAGGCUCAACAGCGUUUCGGCAGAUGGCCCUGUAUUCAUGGAAAGCGCUCGGUCGAUGCAACAGGGCUCCCAAGAUAGUGUCGCACAAUCAGAAUCAUCAACGGCUGAAGGAAGUGUGGACAGUCGGCCCCAACUGCAAUCCGCGAGCCGAGGCCGUUCCAACAACAGCAUUGAAAGCACCGGACUCUACUCUCGCAGCCACCAAUCCAACGAUGGCCUAAGAACUCUAGCCAGCACGCGAAAACUAAGGCGCAAGGCGCGAUGUGAGGUGAUAGCCAUCGCCGGUGCCACCGGGCUGGGUAAAUCUCGUCUCGUGCAGAGCGUACAGAGCACAGCAAGGAGCACUGGCUACUUCGCUAUGGCUAAAUUUGAUCCCGCCAAGAAAGCACCAUUUGACCCCAUUCUUCGGCUGAUGUCUUCUUUCUUCCGCCAAAUAUGGUAA
Messenger RNA from Alternaria infectoria, 1893 nucleotides. RefSeq lists its product as uncharacterized. Gene Ontology annotation, molecular function: ATP binding; protein kinase activity. Lineage: Eukaryota; Fungi; Ascomycota; Dothideomycetes; Pleosporales; Pleosporaceae. Gene Ontology annotation, biological process: protein phosphorylation. Bases 1 to 1893 code for a protein of 630 amino acids. The transcript is spliced from 2 exons. The record is from RefSeq and is a predicted model, not a curated record.